CAAUAGCCAAUGCUACGUCGUUUUGGAGACAUAAAUCAGAAGUCAGAAGAAACUCAUACACUUCUCCUUCAUUCUCCAUCUCUCUGUCUGAUCUCACACUUCCUUGUCUCUCUCUUCGUUCUCUUCUUCGAGCUUCUACGAGGGUCUGGUCUGAGUCUUAGGGGAAAUGCAUGUGAGAUUUUAGCUUGAAAUCAGCAUUUCAUUCCGAGACUCAACAUAUUUUUUUUUUAUUCGACUGUUGAAAAUUAUCAUCUUUAAAUGGCUGGAAGAACUCCAAUUCCCACUAAAAGCUCGGCACUUAUUGCCAUGAUUGCUGAUGAGGAUACCAUUACUGGAUUUUUGCUAGCUGGAGUGGGUAAUGUUGACUUGCGGAGAAAGACAAAUUAUCUUAUUGUUGAUUCAAAAACAACAGUGAAAGCAAUUGAAGAUGCAUUCAAAGAGUUCACCACAAAGGAGGACGUUGCCAUCGUUUUAAUUAGCCAAUACAUUGCAAACAUGAUAAGGUUCCUAGUGGACAGCUACAACACACCCAUCCCAGCCAUACUGGAGAUUCCAUCCAAGGAUCAUCCAUACGACCCUGCUCAUGAUUCAGUUCUUUCUAGAGUCAAGUACCUCUUUUCUGCUGAGUCUGUGGCCUCAGAUAGACGUUGAGAACUGCCUAUAUUCUCUUAAUGAGAUGGCAAAAACCAGUCCUCAGGCUGAUUGUUUAUUAUCUACUUUGGCUCAUGUGACGCACCUUUGUAUUUUGUGCAUAUCAAGUGAGUUGCUCAUCUGCAUCUAUCAGAUUCUUUUUGUGCCUAUUUGGAUUCUAGCUACCUAGAUUUUUAUAAGAAUAAAUCAUGACAACAUAAAAGGACAUGUUUAUCAUUGGCUAGUUGGUGUGAUUCUUUCCCUUCAUUUUCUGGCCUUGUCCAGAAUGUUAUAAGCUUAUUUGUAAGCACAUAUGAAUUUCCCAAUUUGGGUUUGUUUUAUGCAACCCCAAUUUAACUUUA
Messenger RNA from Humulus lupulus (European hop), 992 nucleotides. Its product is annotated as V-type proton ATPase subunit F-like. Gene Ontology annotation, molecular function: proton-transporting ATPase activity, rotational mechanism. The transcript is spliced from 6 exons. The record is from RefSeq and is a predicted model, not a curated record. Lineage: Eukaryota; Viridiplantae; Streptophyta; Magnoliopsida; Rosales; Cannabaceae. Gene Ontology annotation, cellular component: membrane; proton-transporting V-type ATPase, V1 domain. The coding region runs from base 259 to 651 and encodes 130 amino acids. Gene Ontology annotation, biological process: proton transmembrane transport.